GUUUGUGCUUAGUGGUUACAACGCAGAGUCCAGUGAAAGGAGAGAACAGAGGGAAGUUUUCAUUUACGUUCAUUCCCUCUGAUCUCUCCAUUCACACUCGAGAGCUCGACUUCGAAUUUCAAAUCCAUCAAUCAGUUUGGAUCAAAUUUUGCUCAAGUUUUCUUCCUUUUCUUGGUUGCUUAUUUUAGUUGUUGAACAAUGGGGGAUUCGUCACGAUUCCUACCACGCAGCAGCAGUUUCAGACCCGAUUCCAGGCGCUCGUUCGAUUCGAUCCCUGCUCUUCUGUCAUCCUACCGUACUGUGCUGGCUCUCAUCUGGGCCGUCGGGUUCAUCCUGUUAGUAUGCUGGCAGAGGGCGGCCGUCGACAGCUUCUGGGGCCCACCGGUCCGGCACAUCCCCAGGCUACGCUCUCUCGUUUUCAAUCUUACCGAUUUCGGAGCUGUGGGAGAUGGUGUCACUGUAAAUACGAAGGCUUUCGAGAUGGCGAUUUCGGAAAUCCGGAGGCGGGGUGGGGGACAGCUCAAUGUGGAGGCCGGGCUCUGGCUCACGGCGCCGUUUAACCUCACCAGCCACAUGACUUUGUUUCUAGCCGAAAAUGCCGUUAUUCUUGGAAUUGAUGAUGAAAAUUAUUGGCCACUGAUGCCUCCUUUACCAUCUUAUGGGUAUGGAAGAGAACGAGCUGGGCCACGGUACGGAAGUUUGAUCCAUGGUCAAAAUCUCAGAGAUGUUGUGAUAACAGGGAAUAAUGGCACCAUCAAUGGACAAGGUCGGACAUGGUGGACUAAGUACCGUAACAAGCAUUUGAACUACACCAGGGGUCCUCUUGUACAGCUUAUGUGGUCAAGAGACAUUCAGAUAUCUCAUGUGACUCUGCGUGAUUCUCCAUUCUGGACUCUUCACCCUUACGACUGUCAGAAUGUUACUAUCAGAAACGUGACCAUAUUGGCUCCGCUAUCUGGUGCCCCAAAUACUGAUGGAAUAGACCCUGAUUCAUGUGAGAAUAUGUUGAUUGAGGAUUGUUACAUAAGUGUUGGUGAUGAUGGAAUUGCAAUCAAAAGCGGGUGGGAUCAGUAUGGAAUUGCUUAUGCACGACCCUCUACCAACAUUCUGAUACGUAAUGUCGUAGCGCGCUCGAUGAUAAGUGCAGGAGUAUCAAUUGGCAGUGAAAUGUCUGGUGGGGUCUCAAAAGUAACAGUGGAGAAUCUCCUUGUUUGGAAUUCCAAAAGAGGUGUUAGAAUCAAGACAACUGCCGGCCGGGGCGGAUAUGUUCGACAAAUAACCUACCGAAACCUGACACUAGAGAAUGUUAGGGUUGGUAUAGUGAUUAAGACUGAUUACAACGAGCAUCCAGACGAAGGCUAUAAUCCAAAGGCCCUCCCGGUUAUCGAAGAUAUAAACUUUGACAGGAUUCGUGGGCGGGGAGUUCGCAUUCCAGUUCGUAUCUACGGCAGCCAACCGAUUCCAGUAAGAAAUGUCACUUUCCGAGACAUGUUAGUUGGAAUAACUUACAAGAAAAAGCGGAUUUUCCAGUGUUCUUUUGUCCAAGGGCGUGUGAUUGGCAAGAUUUUUCCGAGCCCAUGUGAUAAUCUUGACAUGUAUGAUGAAGCAGGGCGUCUUGUCAGGCACUCGACGUCUCAGAAUAACAUCGAAACAGAUUACGAUUCAUGAAAGGAGGAAGAUCAAGAAGUUGAUGGGAUUUUGCUGCCCUGAUGGACGAGACUUACAUCUAAUGCAGAUCAUUGGCUUCGGCAGGUCGGAGGUUGAAUUGGCACAUUUGCUGAGCUUGAUUCAGUUGAGCUGAUGAGGAAAGAAAAUUUAUCCACCCUGGAUGGAUGGGGGAGGAGCAACAGCCACCUCAAAGCUAAUCUUUCUGUCCUAACAUCAAACCAGGUACUGAGAGUGUCCACUUAAAACACUGGAAAAUUAUGAAAGUUGUCAAAAUUGAGGAAGUCCCAAAUUGCAGAAAUGAGAAGAUUUGUAGUUGUUAGAUUUUGUUUUCAGGAAAACUCAGUUAGAGGUGUAUGUACAGAAGAACAUAUAUGCAUUAGAUACUGUAAUAAAUCCUUAAAGCUAAUACAAGCAGUUAGGGCUGUCAA
This is a messenger RNA of Sesamum indicum (sesame), 2096 nucleotides long. RefSeq names its product putative polygalacturonase. Gene Ontology annotation, molecular function: polygalacturonase activity. Gene Ontology annotation, biological process: carbohydrate metabolic process. The record is from RefSeq and is a predicted model, not a curated record. NCBI's taxonomy places the organism in Eukaryota, Viridiplantae, Streptophyta, Magnoliopsida, Lamiales, Pedaliaceae.